Molecule: messenger RNA, 1636 nt
Organism: Cyclopterus lumpus (lumpfish)
Lineage: Eukaryota; Metazoa; Chordata; Actinopteri; Perciformes; Cyclopteridae
Gene: chmp3
Product: charged multivesicular body protein 3
Exons: 6
Coding region: 128-790 (220 amino acids)
Biological process (GO): endosome transport via multivesicular body sorting pathway; late endosome to vacuole transport; protein transport
Cellular component (GO): multivesicular body; ESCRT III complex
Source: RefSeq, a predicted model, not a curated record
GACUGCCCGUUACCACAUAUUCUAACUGAGCCUGAGCGCGAGAGCAGGAAGUGCUGCUUCAACAAGCUGAGCAAGCUAGCUGGUGGUAGUUAAGUAGGUUAGCUUGGCAUUUAACGGAGUAGUCAAAAUGGGACUGUUCGGCAGAACACCAGAUAAAUCACCAAAAGAGCAGGUGAAUGAGUGGUCUCAAAAGAUCAGGAAGGAAAUGAGAGUGAUUGACAGACAGAUUCGAGAUAUUCAAAGGGAAGAAGAAAAAGUUAAAAGAUCUAUUAAAGAUGCUGCCAAAAGGGGCCAGAGGGAUGUGUGUGUGGUUCUCGCAAAGGAGAUGAUUCAGUCAAAACGAGCUGUCACAAAACUUUACGCUUCCAAAGCCCAAAUGAACUCUGUGCAACUGAGCAUGAAGAAUCAGCUUGCUGUAGUGCGUGUAGCCGGGUCCCUGCAGAAGAGCACAGAGGUGAUGAAAGCGAUGCAGAACCUUGUCAAAAUCCCAGAGAUCCAGGCCACCAUGAGGGAACUAUCAAAGGAGAUGAUGAAGGCUGGCAUCAUUGAGGAAAUGUUGGAAGACACAUUUGAGAGCAUGGAAGAUGGAGAGGAGAUGGAGGAAGCAGCAGAGGAGGAAGUUGACAAGAUCCUCUUUGAGAUCACAGCAGGUGCCCUUGGCAAAGCACCAAACAAAGUCACAGACGCCCUGCCUGAAAUAAAGCCAGCUGCAGCUGCUGCAGCUUCAGAGGAUGAGUCAGAAGAGGACAUUGAAGCAAUGCAGUCCAGAUUGGCAGCUCUGAGGAGCUAAGGUGAACUGCCACUGUUCUGUCAAAGUGAGUUUACUCACUCCAAUAAGGACAGAGACAAUUCUGGUGCUGGGUUUACAGUGCUGAGCAGCCUCCAAGCUUCAUAUUCUAAUUAUUAUUUUACAUUAUCAUUUGGGGUUAACUUUGUGCUAUGACAGUUAAUGUUUUUUUAUAGAACAGUUGGUCCACUUGGACAGGAAAAAAAGGUGUUUUUGCUUUUUGUCUUUUAUUAUCAGGGGAAACCCUCGGUAAGUCUUUAUUAUCCAAAGUCAAACAGAAGGUUUUUGAAAGUGUAUAUAAUGUAAGUAUGACAAGCCUGCUGUGCCUAUAGUGGUUCAUCAUAUCUUCUGUCCUAAGUUAUGGAAUGGUGAUGGAUGUACUUGGGUAUUUAUGAUCCAAACAAGCGAUUAAAUAACCACCCUGCACUUAAAUCACACCCUUGAUCACUACUCGGCAGUUCUAAUCUGUUUCGGAUACAUUUUGUAAGCAACAGCUGUUCUCUUUACUGGUAACGAGUCUACAUCGUCUGAGACACUAGAGAUGGUGGGUGGAUUUCUCCUUUGAUAGUCUGUACAGUCAAUAUGUAUCUAUUCUAUAUGUGGUCAUACAUGUUAAGUGAAUGCACGCAUGCCACCAUAACCCAUUUUAUUUGCAUUAACAUUUAGCUCAUUAAAUGUUUGACUUCAUCAUGAUCCAGUUUCUUCUCAGCGGAAAGAUGCAGAGGAAAUCGAAGGGUUGGUUGGUGCAGAACCUAUGUAUUGUGGAAUUAUUGUGCAUAUAAUUUUUCUAUGUGAAUUGGGAAAAAAUAAGGAAAUAAACUUUAAGAUCAAAGGUUGCUAAACAGCAAA